UCUCCCCCCCUCUCCCCCCCCCUCCCCCCCCCUCCCCCCCCUCCCCCCCCCUCUCCCCCCCCUCUCCCCCCCCCUCCCCCCCCCUCCCCCCCCUCCCCCCCUCCCCCCCUCUCCCCCCCUCUCCCCCCCUCUCCCCCCCCUCUCCCUCCUCCCUCUCCCUCCCUCUCCCUCCCUCUCCUCCCUCCCUCUCUCUCUCCUCCCUCUCUCUCUCCUCCCUCUCUCUCUCCUCCCUCUCCCUCUCCCCCCUCCCUCUCCCUCUCCCCCCUCCCUCUCCCUCUCCCCCCUCCCUCUCCCUCUCCCCCCUCUCUCCCCUCUCCCCCCUCUCUCUCCCUCUCCCCCUCUCCCUCUCCCCCCUCUCCCUCUCCCCCCUCUCCCUCUCUCCCCCUCUCCCCUCUCUCCCCCCUCUCCCUCUCUCCCCCCCCUCCCUCUCCGCUCCACCCCUCCCCCUCCCCCUCCUCUCCCUCUCCCCCCCCUCCCCCCUCUCCCUCUCCCCCCCUCUCCCUCUCCCCCCCCUCUCCCUCUCCCCCCUCUCCCUCCCCCCCCUCUCCUCUCCCCCCCUCUCCCUCUCCCCCCCCCUCUCCCUCUCCCCUCCCCCCUCUCCCUCUCCCCCUCUCCCUCUCCCUCUCCUCUCCCCCCUCUCCUUUCCCCCUCUCCCUCUCCCCCCCUCUCCCUCUCCCCCCUCUCCCUCUCCCCCCUCUCCCUCUCCCCCCUCUCCCUCUCCCCCCCCCUCCCCUUCCCUCUCCCCCCUCUCCCUCUCCCCCUCUCCUCUCCCCCUCUCCUCUCCUCUCCCCCCUCCCCUCUCCCCCCUCUCCCUCUCCCCCCUCUCCCCUCUCCCCCCUCUCCCUCUCCCCCUCUCCCUCUCCCCCCCUCCCCCUCUCCCCCUCUCCCUCUCCUCCCUCUCCCUCUCCUCCCCCUCCCUCUCCUCCCUCUCCUCUCCUCCCUCUCCCUCUUCCUCCCUCUCCCUCUCCUCUCCUCCCUCUCCUCCCUCUCCCUCUUCCUCCCUCUCCUCUCCCUCUCCCUCCUCCCUCUCCCUCUCCCUCUCCCUCUCCUCUCCCUCCCUCCCUCUCCUCUCCUCCCUCUCCUCUCUCCUCUCCCUCCCCCUCUCCCUCCCCCUCUCCCCCUCUUCCCCCUCUCCCUCCCUCUCCCCCUCUCCCCUCCUCUCCCCUCUCCCUCCCUCUCCCCCUCUUCCCUCCCUCUCCCCCUCUUCCCCUCUCGCCCUCUCCCCCUCUCCCCCUCUCCCCCUCUCCCUCCCUCUCCCCUCUCCCUCCCUCU
This is a messenger RNA of Arvicanthis niloticus (Nile rat), 1272 nucleotides long. The record is from RefSeq and is a predicted model, not a curated record. NCBI's taxonomy places the organism in Eukaryota, Metazoa, Chordata, Mammalia, Rodentia, Muridae.